AUGAAUUUGGUAAUUAUUAUUUUAUUUGUAAUAACAACGACGAUAGCGGCUGAUCAUCGUCGACCGGUUAUUAUUGAUACCGAUGCAGAUGUUGACGACCUAUUUGCUAUUGCUUAUCUGUUAAAUGUUCCAACAAUUAAAAUAUUGGCUAUAACAACAGUUGGUAAUGCUUUUACAACUCCAUUUUAUACGGCACCAAUUGUUUUAACAUUAUUAAGUAAGCUCAAUUGUGAAUAUGGUGUACCAGUAGCCUACGGAGAAAGUACUCCAUCAUUGUUAAUACCUGGUUACACGGUGCCGAUAACGCUGAUUAAUAAUGUAAAUAAAUAUUUUCAAUGUCUUAACGCAACAAUUGAUCCUAGUGUACAACCGUCACCAUUUGAUGCUGUUGAAUUAAUAACAUAUAUUUUAAAAGACUCCAAUCAGCCAGUUGAUAUUCUUGUGCUUGGAUCAUUUACAAAUAUAGCUGAAGCGAUUAUUCGUGAUCGCACAAUUGUAUCAAAAAUUGGUACUCUUUACUUUUCAUCUGAUACUGACCUGCAACGUCGUCGUAUUAAGAAGUUUCUAUUACCACAAAUAUUUGAUGCAUCUGGUAUUCUAGUAGAUGAUGUUAGUCCCAAUGUAUGGAUUGAUAUACUUGCUGCACAACGUGUAUUUGCAGCUGGUAUACGACAUAUUGUUAUCAUGCCAAUAGCAACACAGCAGGCUUUACCAUAUAAUACAACGCAAGCACAAGCCAUCUUACAAGACAAAAAUAUACAUUUGAAACCAUUUGUUUAUAAAUUAGUCAUGAGUUUUGCUACAUGUUUGAAUGAACCGGAAUCAGGUUUACGUUGGUGGGAUAAUAGUGCUGCACAAUUGAUGGUACAAUUACAACAAAAUAAUACUAAACAUGGAUUUUGUACAAAAUUCCUUUCAAAUCAGCAUCUAGAAUUCAUUCUAUCUCCAUUUGCUGGUCAAAAUUUUGGCUCUGAAGUUAUCGAUAAUAAAAAUCACUUGACAAAUGUUCAAAUAUGUACAAAGGCAAAUGAUCAAAUAUUUUUAGAAACAUUUCUUACAACAAUUUCUGCGAAACAUUCUUGUCAAUAUUCAAAUAAGUAUAAAGAUCGGUAUGAUAUUGUGUUACAAAAAAAGCUAUUGAAAAAGUAA
Didymodactylos carnosus is the source of this 1149-nucleotide messenger RNA. The record is from the annotation of a GenBank genome assembly. NCBI's taxonomy places the organism in Eukaryota, Metazoa, Rotifera, Eurotatoria, Philodinida, Philodinidae.